ACUAAGUAUGCGCGAUUCCAGCAUAUGCAUGUGCGUUCACCUCGUAUCGUGAAUUUCUCUACCAGACCAACACACCACUCUCUCAAAGUGUGCUGGGCCUCCUACACGAACUAUUCCCAUAGCACCGCGCACCGUACAUUCAUGGCUUCGCCUACUCGUUCCUUCUGGGAGCCUUCUAAAGUGUUGGUUUUCGGUGCAGGCAACUUCGGGUCCUGCUUAGCUGACCAUCUAGGAGACUCAGAUCACAAUGUUUAUCUAUGGUCGCGGCAAGAAGAAGUUGUGAAGUCUUUAAACGAAGUUCAUCGAAAUCCUAUCUACCUCAAGGACCAUCAGUUCUCAGUGAAUAUCACCGCCGUCGGUCCUGAACUACCUGGAAAAACGCUCAUUGACGACAUGGAUGUACUGCUAUUCGCGAUUCCUACUCAGUUUCUGCGAGAAAAUCUUGCCAAAUUACAGUCAUAUCUGGACAGAAAGAAACAUCCUCUUCUUAUAUUCGUGAACAAAGGGAUUGAGAUCGGGACACACGCCCUCACUCUAGAAAUCAUUGCAGAUACUUGCGGAACUGAGAUUGCCAAGGCAGCAACCUUCAUUUCUGGACCAUCGUUCGCGAAAGAAAUCGUUCAACGUCAACCGACAUCCGUAUCGGUGACCUCCUUCACCGAUUCGGAGGCACAGCGCGCUGCUGUGCUUUUUCAUCAACCACAUUUCCGCUGCUACACUGGUAGUGACCCCAUUGGGACUGAACUAGCCGGAGCGUUGAAGAACGUGUAUGCUAUCGCAGCAGGCGCUGCUGAUGGUCUGGGGUUUGAGAACAAUACUAGAGCAAUGAUAAUAACUCGCGGUCUCGCUGAGAUGACCCGCAUAGGUACUGCCUACGGCGCUGACCCAUUGACGUUUUUGGGAUUAGCAGGGGUUGGGGAUUUGUUUAUGACAUGCAGCUCUCCGACCAGCAGAAAUUAUUCGGUUGGUUUCAGAUUAGGGAAAGGCGAAAGCCUUGAUUCUAUUAUUGAUAGUUUGGGGAGUAUUGCUGAGGGUGUAACUACUGCAAAGGGAGUAAAGAUGAUACUAGACGAACUUGGAAUCAAGGCGCGAAUCGCGACGACCAUCUACGAAGUUUUAUAUGAAGGGAAAGACAUACAGACUGCGGUUCGAGAACUCUUGGAAUUACCGUUAUCUAAAGAGAUAGACCUGCCUUCCGCUACUGGUGGCCCAGCCAAACAACUCAUGAAAAAAUUAGGAUUAUAUUGAUCACUCCUAGAUUAGUUACUUGAGUUCUGCAUUAAUGUGUAAAAUACCUCGUUACACUGGCUCUGAUCAGCUCAUUACAACUGCGUCACACACGGAUGAGACCGGAAUUAUACAUAUGCCGCGAAGACGUGGCUGAUACCCUCCAGUACGUGGUGCAACGUAGUCGGUAUAGCAAUAUCAAUCAUUCUAAAGAAGUAUAAACUGCAACUGAAGACGACAGCACAAAACCGGCACAAGGCACCAAGUCGUCGUUGAAGUUCGGCCGAUUCGCGGCAGCGUCAUGAAAAAGAAGACACAACCAACAGACACCUGGCCGAAAAUGGCGGCAGGUCAAG
This is a messenger RNA of Lentinula edodes (shiitake mushroom), 1583 nucleotides long. RefSeq names its product 6-phosphogluconate dehydrogenase. The transcript is spliced from 8 exons. Bases 25 to 1248 code for a protein of 407 amino acids. The record is from RefSeq and is a predicted model, not a curated record. Gene Ontology annotation, cellular component: glycerol-3-phosphate dehydrogenase (FAD) complex; cytosol. Gene Ontology annotation, biological process: carbohydrate metabolic process; glycerol-3-phosphate catabolic process. NCBI's taxonomy places the organism in Eukaryota, Fungi, Basidiomycota, Agaricomycetes, Agaricales, Omphalotaceae. Gene Ontology annotation, molecular function: NAD binding; glycerol-3-phosphate dehydrogenase [NAD(P)+] activity.